Molecule: messenger RNA, 1169 nt
Organism: Gamsiella multidivaricata
Lineage: Eukaryota; Fungi; Mortierellomycota; Mortierellomycetes; Mortierellales; Mortierellaceae
Exons: 1
Coding region: 98-721 (207 amino acids)
Source: RefSeq, a predicted model, not a curated record
GCGUUCAAAAUAGGUCAACGUCACGCACCUAUUCAUCUCUUUCAGCUCCAUCCAUCUCCCUUACUCUUCCUGUCGAAAUGCGUCUUUGUUGAUCGGCAUGCACGCGCGCUUUGGUGGAUCCAGAGUUUCACGUUUCGUGGUCGUGUGUAUGUCGUCCCAGUUGGAAGGGAACCGCGGUCAACAUGGAUGUAUUGAUGGAUCUGGAACCAGGCCUGGCGGUAUCCGCCAGUCUCUGGGGUCACCUGCGGCACUUGUGGACCUGAUUCUUUUCUUGCCACGGGUGUCGUCUCCUCACGCUCGAAUUCGAAUCGAGUCAAGGCUUUGUCCAGCUGAGGUGCCAUCUCGACGUUUUUUUUUUUUGUAUUCCUCGACUUCUUCUCUUUGUCGAAAUACAUCUUUGUUGAUCGGCAUGCACGCGCGCUUUGGUGGAUCCAGAGUUUCACGUUUCGUGGUCGUGUGUAUGUCGUCCCAGUUGGAAGGGAACCGCGGUCAACAUGGAUGUAUUGAUGGAUCUGGAACCAGGCCUGGCGGUAUCCGCCAGUCUCUGGGGUCACCUGCGGCACUUGUGGACCUGAUUCUUUUCUUGCCACGGGUGUCGUCUCCUCACGCUCGAAUUCGAAUCGAGUCAAGGCUCAGUCCAGUUGAGGUGCCAUCUCGAUGCCUUGUGUUACCCGCUUGUCCUUGUCCUACAUAUUCCUCUUCCUCCAGGGAAUCGAUUUAAGCAGAAUGGACCAUUUUGUUCAGGUGAAGUUCUAAAGUUCCUUAUACCCAAAGCAUAGUCCUGCCUUCGUAUGCCUCUAAUGCUCUAAUUGCAUUCCUGAACACUCCUCUCAUUGCUUUUUAUUAAUAUGUCGCGAAUUGAAAGGGCUUUGUAUUCGGGAACGUUUGUACUUCACGACAUCUGCACUGAAAGUUAUGCAGCAGGAGCAACUCUAUUGGCGCGUUUCAGCAAUGUUGCGGUGUAUUGAGCCGAUGCGAAGUUUGCUCUGGGCGGUUUUCUGGAAGCCAUUAUAGCGAAGGAAGCGUUCACGCGGAGGCAGAAGUCCGGACAAAUAAAGCACUUGUAUAACCGCAGCUCAAUCGCUUGAUUCCUGUGAAAAUUAUUGUAGGCGCCAGUAUUGACAUCAGUGCGACAGUGCUACCGCGCCUUUCUUAUUCUGCCUGGUCGU